Podarcis muralis (Common wall lizard) is the source of this 3182-nucleotide messenger RNA. It is a transcript of the gene PXMP4, whose product is annotated as peroxisomal membrane protein 4. Gene Ontology annotation, cellular component: peroxisomal membrane. NCBI's taxonomy places the organism in Eukaryota, Metazoa, Chordata, Lepidosauria, Squamata, Lacertidae. The record is from RefSeq and is a predicted model, not a curated record.
CCUGCUAUCGUUUUUGUUGCCCUUCCCUCGGUUGGGCGGAACUGUAGUGCGUGGGUUGAGUUUUCCACACCGACGCUCUUUGCUCAAGCCCCAUUUCCAUGCAUUCGGUGCUCUAGGCAAAUCGUCCCCUCGGGUUGCGAAAGCGCCGGGACUGGUGUGCGAGCGCGAGAGAAGGAGAGCGCGAGAGAUUCUUCGGCCAUGGGGGGCGAGACGAUGUUGCGGACCCUGCUAUACACCGUCAACUCCCUGCUGCAGCAGCGCAGAUACCAGGCGGCGUUGGCCGUCGUCAAGGGCUUCCGUAACGGAGCAGUGUAUGGAGCAAAAAUACGUGCCCCCCAUGCUUUAGUGAUGACAUUUCUCUUCAGGAGUGGAAGUUUAAGGGAGAAAUUGAAAGCAAUUGUUCGUGCCACUUACACUCAUUCCAGAAACCUGGCAUACUUUGUAUUCACAUACAAGGGCCUGUUGGCCCUACAGUCGCGAAUGCAGGGAAAGAAGAUCCCAUUUCACUCUUUCCUCGCAGCCUGCAUUGGAGGCUGGUUGGUGUUUGGAGAAAAUAACAAUAUUAACAGCCAGAUAAACAUGUACCUAUUGUCUCGUAUCCUGUUUGGCUUGUCCCGACUGGCAGUGGAGAAAGGUUACAUCCCAGAGCCAAAACAAGAUCCCUUUCCACUCUUUGCUGCUCUGGUUUGGGGGAUUGUUCUCUGGCUCUUUGAGUACCACCGACACACUCUACAGCCAUCAUUGCAAUCAUCCAUGACCUACCUGGAUCCGACACGCAGCUUGUGAGAACACCUUACAUUCUGACUAGAUGUUUCUGUUCCUUAAGAAUGUAAAGCUAAGUUUGCAAUUGUGAUGGAGAUCACUAAGAUACUGGGCAGAAAAGGUGAUUUUAAAAAGAAGCCUACAUGCAUAUAUUUCUAGAAUCCUUAGACUGUAAUCUCAAAAUAUUACGGUUUACUUAAGCUUUUCAUGCUGAAAGAAAUAAUAAUUUCAGUAUAAGGAUCUUGUACAAGUGUAACAUGCCUGUCAACUGUAAUUUGGCAUCUGCCAGCUUCAUUAAAAUGAUAUGCAAAUUAUGGGGAGCAAUUAAAUAUGCAUAUUAGCUGCAGCUGUCCAAGUCAUGGCUACGUUGGCAGUGUGGCCUUCACACUGACCAAGUUGUCUACCUCUGCUCUAAAUGAUUUAUACUGUUAAUUAAACUGCAGCUUAAUUAAAUUCAUCUUCCUAACAACAUGGAAAUGAUUAAUUAUAAACAAGUAAUGUUGCUAUUAUCCAGUAUUUCAUAUUAUCACAGAAAAUACAGUCAUGGGUUAAACCAUAUAGAUGUUGAAAGUAUACUGGUGCCUGCCCUGGUAUUUUUGACUACCUUGGUUCUAGGGACAAGGGUGGCACUUAAAAGUAUUGUGAACAGAAGUAUUAUUAUUAUUAUUAUUAUUAUUAUUAUUAUUAUUAUUAUUAUUAUUAUAUUUUAGUUUAAAGACCAUUCAAUAAUUCAGAAUUUUGUCGUUCACAAAGCUGACCAGCUAAUCCUAGCCAAACCAGUUGCUGAAACAUAUUGUCACAGCUAUCACAAAAAGGCCACAAUGGGAUAAGAUCUUGAGGGCUAAUGACAUGUUACACGUUGCCAUUUUAAGGAGCUGUGCCACACUAUGGAGCCAUGUUGGGUACUAAUUAAUACAUCUUUCAUCUUGUCUAUAUGUCAGAAACACACUAGGGGAAUCCCUGACUUGCCCCGGUUCCCCAGCACAUGUUUUUUGCAUUGUAGAAAAGACGAGAGAGAAGUCAAAUAUGUACUUCAAACAUUAACCUGUGGAGAGAUCUCUUUGAUCUCCAAAGAAUUCUUUUAAGAGCUGUACUAAGCAUUAUAUACAGAUGUAUGUAACAUUCUCCUGUGUGCGUUUUCUUCCUAUUGAAGUAAGAAGCAGCUUCAGGAGGCUGCAAACUUAAGUGUGCCUCUUUCCCAUACUUGCUGUAUUUCUCCUCUGCACACACACCACAACCAUGACAGAAAAGAUUUUGACAUCCAUGUGGGGAAGGAGGGGAGGUGCCAGAAAAAGCAGCAAGCACACAGAAGGGUUAAACAGCCUCCCUACUCAACAUUACAUCAUUCCUAUACUAUCUAUCUCUCUAUAUGAUGGGAAGUUACCUGUAUCUGUGUACAUAACAUCCAGUUUUUCCUUAAUGGUAUCUAACUAGUUUGUUUCACUUCUGCUUGCAAAGAGACUGAGAAAUAAAAAUGAGAUGGUGACAAUUAUUAGGUCAUGCUGCUCUUGAAUCGUUGAUUUGGUAAAGAAAACAGAGAGGCCUUUCCCAAUAUCCAUUUAGGAGAAACAGAGUAAUGCCCAGCCUGAACACCCAGCACUAAAUUGAAAUUAGUUAAUUGUUCAUGACUCUGUAGCUGCAGAUAGGAGCCCUCCAUGCCUUGUGUAGGCUAUUCGGAGUCAUGACGACUGGUUUGGUUUAGUACAAGAAGUGCCAAUAAGCAUUGGGAACCCUGGCUUUGUGCAAGCUACUUCUCGAAUGAGAUGUCUUGGGGAAAGAAGUGUAUAUGUGAACCGGGGGAGUAUCUCUGGUGGGUUGCUGUACUGAAGCUGAGUCUUGUCUUCUUCUUUUCUUUUUUAGAAGUACAUUCUUGAACAGCACAAAAGUAAAGGCAGUUAGUUCUGAAGAACCCCCCUCCCCCGAAGUACCUAGGAAGGAUUGGCUUUGUUCAUGUAAAUGUCACCUCUGUCGUUGUUGUUCCCCCCCAACCUUUAACAGAAGGUACAUCAUCUUGUUAUGUUAGAUUGAAAUACAGAUUAAUAUUGAAAGUUGCAAAUCCAGUCCUGAAUAUUCCCUCUUUUGGGUGUGCGGAUAUCCUUUCCAGUGUCUGCAUAAUUUGCACUGCACUCUUAAACUAAGGUUACCAGAUUUUUUUCAGUGAAUCCAGGGACACUUUUCAACUUCCUACUAAAUAGAUGGAUUUUGUCAGGGGACUGAUUUGUAAAUCCAGGGACGUCUGGUAACCUUAUCUUAAACACUAUUUUUAACCACCUUUGAGGCAACAGAACUGUGCGAUGUUAAAGAAGAACAACCUCCAUUCCCCUGAAGUGGACAGGCUGGUGGACGGUCUGGCUACCCUUUGGGAUGGAGGUGGGGGGGUUAAGCGGAUCUGUUCACCCUGAAUAAACUUACUCCACGGA